This is a messenger RNA of Talaromyces marneffei, 1185 nucleotides long. RefSeq lists its product as uncharacterized. Gene Ontology annotation, molecular function: aspartic-type endopeptidase activity. The transcript has a single exon. NCBI's taxonomy places the organism in Eukaryota, Fungi, Ascomycota, Eurotiomycetes, Eurotiales, Trichocomaceae. The coding region runs from base 1 to 1185 and encodes 394 amino acids. Gene Ontology annotation, biological process: proteolysis. The record is from RefSeq and is a predicted model, not a curated record.
AUGGCUAAUUCUAAGACUAUUAUCUCUGUUUUAUUCCUAUUAGCCCUUGCUACUGCUUCCGCUUUCCUUAUAAAUACAAACUUCUCUAUUACACAGAUUGCUGUUAAGGUUCCUGCUGUCCACCCAGCUGCAAUAUAUGCCCAGAUUUAUACUAAGUUUGGUAUUAGUGUUCCUGAUCAUAUAGCCUUAGCAGCUAGAUCUGGUUGGACUGACUCUGUGGCCGCUAAUCCCUCUAUAAAUGAUCUUAUAUACCUUACUCCUAUUCAAAUUGGUGAUAAUACCUUGCAAGUUUGUCUUGAUACUGGCUCUGCUAAUCUAUGGGCCUAUACUCCUCAAACCCCUAGUGUUGGAUCUCAUGCUACCUAUAACCCCCAAACUGGUAGAUUAAUGCCAGGUUAUGACUGGUUUAGUACAACUGGAGACCAAACUACUUUAAGAGGUCGUGUGUUCCAGGAUUUAGUUAAGAUUGGUCAUCUUAGCUAUCCUAACCAGGCUAUUCAGGUUGUUGAUAUUAUCACACCUCGAUCAGCUAUGUAUAAUCCUAACCAACCACAGGAUGGCAUUUUUGGAUUAGCCUUCUCUUCCAUGAAUUGUGUUCGACCAACGAAGCAGAAGACCUUUUUUGCCAAUAUUAAGCGCUUCCUUAAUGCCCCUCUCUUUGCUUUCUGCCUUAAGCAUCGGACUCCUAGUACUAUUGAUUUUGGUUGGAUUGAUUCUAGGAAGUAUAAAGGGCAGAUUGUCUGGACGGAUGUUAAUAAGAGAUAUAGGUUUUGGAAUAUUUCCAUUGAUGGAUUCAGUAUUGGAAGAGAUCCCUCUAGUUCUAUCCCUUUCUCUGCUAUUGUCGAUACUGGUAGCAGCAUUAACCUCUUACCAGAGUAUAUUGUCAAUCAAUACUAUAAAAGGAUUCCUGAUUCCUAUAAAUCUACUCAACAUGGCGGAUAUAUCUUCCCGUGCACUCAGACGAGUAUUAUUCCUGACUUUAGCCUUAAGAUUGGUCAAUACAUCGCUGUUACACCUGGGCAACUCUUGAAGUUUAGUAGCAAUGGCACCCAUUGCUUUGGUGGUAUCCAAUCCAGUCCUUUUUCCAGCCUCAAUAUACUCGGCGAAGUCUUCCUAAAGAACCAGUAUGUGAUUUUCUUUGACGACGACAGAAAUGCCCGGAUAGGUAUCGCUCCCCAGGCCUAA